CACAAUUAACCAUACAAAUUGUUCAACACCAACCUAGAAAACUCAAGAAAAUUCAAGCAAAUCACAAAUUAUCCAUAAAUAACAUGAUUAAUUGAACGCUUCUUCCUCCUUGUCAAUUAAGCUUCUUCACUAUCCUCUCGAUAAUAUCAACUUCAUUCUAGACAAUUAGAAAGAAAAAAUUAGGCAUGCCUCCACAAACAUAAAGAAGAUUAGUUGUUUAGAAAAUUAAAUAUACUGGGAAAAUUGAUAAAAUAGGUGUGAGCGGGUACCCAUGGGACGGGUUUACCUUAACCCAACCCGGUGGAUAGUGAAUGGGUUUAAACCUAAAUCCGGCCCAAAACCCGUCAACCCUAGUUUUACACGCGUUGACCGGGUUGGGUCGGGUAGGGUACCCAUGGAUUCGGGGUUUGUUGCCAUCCCUACCUGAUGGGACAGUGUGUUCGAGUUGAUGAAUCCAAGACAGAAGCAACAAGAAGGUGAUCUCUCAACUGAAUUUGUUAUGAAGCAAGUGACUAAGUUUGAAUUUGGCCAAGACACGUGUUGUAGAAGCAAUGGCAUGGCGAAGACUUUGCCACCGGCGGCACAAAGCGUUCAUUUAACCACCAACGUCAUGCUACUUCACCAGAUGUUGGAGGAAAAUCGCAAGAUGAUGAUUGAGAAUUGUCAAUCCUUGGAGGAGAACCACCAAGUGAUGAAGGAAAACCGUCAAGUGAUAGUGGAUAACCUAAAUUUCAUGAAGGAUACCUAUGCGAGAAGUACCCAUAAGGUAAGUUCUCAAAUUGAGUCUCUCAAUUCUCGUCUAGAUAUGCGUUUUUGUCAACUUGUUGAGUUUCUUGAUAAAAAUAAAAUUGAUUUUAAUGAGUUGACACAACUGUUAACUAGUGGCCACAAUGGCCAACUAUGGCAAGAGAGCUUAUCAGCGCCAUUGACAAACCAACCACCACUUCAACGUGAGAGUUCUUGUGAGAGGUCUGCCGCCUCAUUCAACAUCCACGAGGGGGACUUGUCUGUACAAGAUGGUUUUCAAUCGUGCAUUAUAAGAAAAUUUAUGACACCUUUCAAUGACAUAGGUGGCGGAGAUUCAUUCGAAUUGGACCGAGUACCAACAUCUAUUCGCCCACCCCCAAUGCCACCCCUAGUGAGUAGGCAAGGAGCGGAUUCCAAUGGACUCAAACCACCUAGAGUCCAGAAAGGGGGCAUUAAGCUCUACCAUCCCACAAGAUUAAGCCGAGAUGUCCAUCUAGGGGGCAUGUGGUGUCUAAGAGGUCACAUCAAUCACAAGCAACACUUGCUUGUGCUAGGCAUACUAUUUUGGCUUAAGUCUGGAAAGUGGGCAUACCUCCAACCACUUGCAGUGGACAUGGGGGCAUACCUAAUAAGUCACGACAUGAGAAAGCCAUACAAAGUUAUUGUAAAUUUGAAAAUUUAGCUGAGUAUGGACAAGGCAUGUCCAAGAAGCCAUAUGAAGUGCAAGCCACACAUGUUUGUGAUAAGCAUACUAGUUUGUCUAAGUCUAGACAAGGGAGCAUGUCACUUCCCAUGAAGAAUGGAGUAGGGGGCAUGUUCAAUAAGAUACAACACGUCCAAGCCACCUAUUGUUUACGUAAAUCUAGGAGUAUGGCCAAGAGUGGACAAGGGGGCAAGUCCAUCUCUAUGAGUAGUGAGUACUUAUCACCAACUACAAAGAGUGGACAAGAGGGCAUGCCACCAAUCACAAACAGUGGAAAUGAGGGCAAGUACAACAAGGAAAGACGCGGGAAAGCCAAAAAGAGUUCUCGUAGUUUUGAUAAUUUAGCUAAGUAUGGACUAGAGGGCGUGUCACCCGCCAUGAAUAAUGGAGUAGGAUGCAUGUCUAAUAAGUCACAAAGAGUCCAAGCCACACAUGCUUGUGACAAGCAUGAAAUUUUGGCUAAGUACGGGCAAGGGGAAAAGUCCGUGUCCAUAAGUAAUAAGUACAUGCCAUCAACCAUGAAUGGUGAACAUGGGGGCAUGUAUAAGAAGUCACCAUACACACCAACCAAAUAGGGUCACACAAAGAAACAAGGACGGUUGUGUGUUAAGUGUAGGGGGCAACAAGGUUUAGAUGGUGAAAAAAAUAGUCAAGUGUGGCACAUGGGUGUAAGCUGACUUGGAAAGCCUAGGCAUGUUCUCCAAAAACAUGAGGAUAGUAGGCAUGCCGCAAUCAAGAGGCAACCAAGGCAGAGGAGAACUCAUGGUCGUCUAAGGCAUGAAGUGCCUGAAGAUGAGGACCAUAGGACUCCAUGCAAGGCCACCAAGGAGAGACAUGUCAACCAAGUACCACCCAUUCGUAAAAUAGAAGAUUCAAAAUUAAUGUAUGGAGAGUCAUGUCCAAUGGAGGAAAAUAGGCAUGUGGUCUAUGGAUGAGUUGCCUGCUUCAAUCCAUGGACUUGGCAGUGGGUGUACACCUUUGGCGCAUUAGUUGUUGCCUAAGGCAAUGGAGAGCACUGACUCUGUCACUCCUUGCCAUAUUAAUAAAUAAGUAUACAUAAUAAUAAUUAAAAUAAUCAUAAUAAUAGUAGUAGUAGCAGCAACAACAACAACAAACAAUGGUUAGAAAAAUAUAUCAAAAUUGAAAAUUUUGAGCAGAGUUUUUUAGAGUUCGAUGUGAAGAUCUUGUCACCAAGUCAUUAUGAUAGCUUGGCAUGCCGAGUUAUAUAUCAAAUCAUGAUAUGCUAUGGCAUGGCAUCUUGUUUCAACUACCCACAGGAAUGAGUGAUGGCCACAACAUGAAAGGUAUGGUGCCUUGGAGAUGAGUGAUGGCUAGUUAGAGUAUGAGGCUUUGAUAGCAUGCCAUGAGAAAUAGAUAUGUCAAAAAAAAAAAUCUUGAUGUGGACAAGUAGGACGUGGUUGGCAUAGCUAGCCACGCAAAGGAUUGGAAAAAAAAAAUCUAAGUUGAAACCCAUGACCCAAGACGAGAUGCGACUUGUUGCUUUGUCCUGGUGACUCAUUGUACGUGGCUAAGUAAUUUACUUAAGAAAAAAAAACAAGAGUUAACCAGCACAAGGACAAGACGGGACUGGGAGACAAGGAUCAAUUGGCCAUGGCGAUUCGGUCGAGUGGGCAAGCAAGGUCUUGCUAGCCUGAUGGAAUUUUGUUUAAAAAUAACCACGGGCCAUCUCAAUUUGCAAACGUGGCUUAUAUGCCAUCAAUUUCACUAACUCAAUAAAGGGAAGUUACGUAAAAAUGGUUGAGGGUUUGGGGGUUCUUAUGCCAUAUCACGAAGAUGGGUGGUAAGUCGGCGGUAAGCUCGUUGAAUUGGUUUGUACUUGUGGCGAAUAUGUGGUCAAGUUGUGAUCAACUAUUUAGUCCAUAAUUCUUAUGCAUUAAAUAGUUGGGGCAUUUAUUUACACCAUAAAAUUUGUCUUGUACCACAUUGGUAAGUUACAAGAUAAUCAAUGAGUUUAUAAGGC
Molecule: messenger RNA, 3431 nt
Organism: Linum trigynum
Lineage: Eukaryota; Viridiplantae; Streptophyta; Magnoliopsida; Malpighiales; Linaceae
Source: the annotation of a GenBank genome assembly